Molecule: messenger RNA, 714 nt
Organism: Lathyrus sativus (Indian pea)
Lineage: Eukaryota; Viridiplantae; Streptophyta; Magnoliopsida; Fabales; Fabaceae
Source: the annotation of a GenBank genome assembly
AUGACGACGGCGCCACCACCAACGCCGCCACCACUCGAACUAAAAACCUACUGGUGCCACGAAUGCGACAUGAGCGUCUCUCUCACUUCCUCUCCAUCUCCCUCUCCUCUCCUCUGUCCUCAAUGCCACACCCAUUUCCUCGAACUCAUGGACUCACCUUUCUCCCAAAACGACGCCGAUUCGUUCCUCCCUUCUUCUUCCCUCUUCGACGUCCUUUUCCAAGACGCGCUUUUACUACUCUCACCCCCUAAAACUCGCACCGAAACGAUCAUUCCUAUAUUAACCGUUACACCGACGCUUCUUUCUUUACUCGAUCCAAACGGUGUCGUUUUAUGUGCGGUUUGUAAAGAUGCUAUUUCCGUUGACGAAGAAGCGAAGCAGCUUCCGUGUGAUCAUCUAUAUCACGCUGAUUGUAUUACUCCCUGGCUUCGUCUUCGAUCUUCGUGUCCUCUUUGUCGAUUCAGAAUCUCAGAGCAAGAAGAAGAAGAUGAAAACGACGAAGAAGACGAUGAUGAAGAUGUUAAUGGUGCUGAUAUGAUGAGGGAGAUGAUGACGCGGAUGGCGGAGUUGUCGGAAGAUGAUUUCUAUGGUCUGAGAAUAACUCUCAACCACAUUGCUUCCCGUCAUGCUCUUCUUCAUUCUAAUGCUUCAGGCGGCGGUGAUAAUCAUGAUGCUAGUAGUGAAGUUGGUGGAGAUGUAGAUGGAGAAUCUUGA